AUGGACUCCACUAUCAACCAUUCUCACCACGUCGGGUUCUCUGAGAUGACGCCCGAAAAGUUGGCUCUCAUGCGACUCAACAAUGCUGGAGAUGAUAUCUUUUCCGACCCAGGAUCUCCGGAGAACUACACCAAACAUCGCACCUCCCUCGGACGGUCUCUUUCCCAAGCCCAGUCUCACUCUUGGGGCGAGGGAGGAGCGAGGUCGAUGGCGCGGUCCACUCGCCAUGUCAGUGGUGCCAGCCGCCGAACGAGCUCUUUCAUGCACUCCCAUCGCAGCAAGAUGUCUAUGGAGUUGACCUCCCAAGCCGAGGGAAAGUUCUACAGUUUGAUUGAAUUGAUGACCAAUGCCUCCAAGGAAGCAUCAUCCUUGAAGGAGUACUGGACCCGAUUGAUGACAGAGCGAGAGGGCUUCGAGCAGGAGAGAGAAGAACUUCUCGCGCGUAUUGAAGAAGUCACCGAGACGCUCGAGCGCAGGGAGAGCCAACACCAGCAUCAUGGUCGAGAGCUAGGAGACAGGAAGAAAGAGAUUGAAAGGUUACUCAUCGAGCUCUCUGCUGCUCUCAAUGAGGUUAGCCAACGCAAGCACGAGAUUUCUGAGCGCGACCACGAAUUGGAACGCGUUCGUGCCAAGUUCAGUGAGACGAGUCUCGUGGUCUCUCGUUCGCAGACUGAAGGAGAUGGCAUCAAGGUGGACCUUGAAAACGCGUUGGCCAAGCUCAGACUCAGAGAGGAUGAGCGUGACCACGCCAAGCAGGAUGCUGAGCGGUUCCGCGAUGAGCUGCGCUCGGUAACUCGAGAGCACACCGAAAUCAAGGCGAAGUAUACCGAUAUUACUUCAAAGUAUGAGUCUACUCGACGAGAAAUCUCCACCUUGUCCGACAAACUCAAGGCUUGGGAGCACGAGCGUGCGGACCUGAUCAUUGAAAAGGACCGUCUGCAUGACGAUCUCAAGAAAUCGAACAUCAGAUAUGAUGAUAUCCAGCGGGAACUUUUCUCAAUCACCGAGCUUCACGAGCGGACCCAACGAGAGCUGAGACAGGCCAAAGAGGCCGUCCGCUUCGUCGAAAGCGAGCGUGACGAGCACGUCUCUACCAUUGAAAGACUGCGCUCUGACGUCAAGUCAAAGCUCCUCAGCAUCGAGGAGGCCGAGGGUCGUGUCACAGAUAGUAACCUACGUGUGGAACAGUCGAAGAGAGAGAUUUCCACCAAAGAUGAACGCAUCCGAGACUUGGAGAACGAGCUUUCCGAUGUUCGCUCGCGCCUCGAGCGUAGUCAAGAAGACCACCGCUCGGUAAUCAUUGUCAGAGAUCAGUACCAAGAGGAUCUUGAGGAAGAACGCCGCARGGCCACUCACGGCACCCGCGAGAUGACGACAUUACAGGAGACUCUCAGCAAGGUUGAGGCAACUCUUUCCGGCAUGAGAUCUGAAGUAUCAGUUACGAACGAGCGCAUCAAGCAUGUCGAGAGGGAGCGGGACGAGUUCCGAGACAGAAACGGCCAUCUGGAUGUUGAGGUCCACAAAUUGAAGGAGAGAUUGGCCCUUCUGCAAGCCGAGAUGCGUGGCAUCACCGACGCUCGCGAUCGUGCUCGUAAAGAUCUAGACGAGUUUCGUCGCCGCUACGAGGAGGUCACCGAGACAAUCACUGAGUUUCAAGGCGAGACCGGCGAAUAUGAAUACGAGAUCGACAGUCUGCGCAUUAUGCUCCGAGAGGCCCGAGAGCAGAAGGAGAGAGCUAUUUCCGCCCGCACUGCCGCCGACCGUGAGCGAGACGAGUACAUGUCCAAGUACGAGGAGAAGUGCAGAGAGAUGGAAAGAUUUGAGGAGAGUCGUGCUAGCCAUUAUCGUUCGCAAGCGGGGGGUGGGGGUAAGUCGACAUCCACUCGCACUGUGACGAGGAAUGGCUCAUCGUUUCACGCUUCCUCCAAGCUGGAUGACGGCGAGUAA
Messenger RNA from Ramularia collo-cygni, 1947 nucleotides. RefSeq lists its product as uncharacterized. The record is from RefSeq and is a predicted model, not a curated record. The coding region runs from base 1 to 1947 and encodes 648 amino acids. Lineage: Eukaryota; Fungi; Ascomycota; Dothideomycetes; Mycosphaerellales; Mycosphaerellaceae. The transcript has 4 exons.